Messenger RNA from Kickxella alabastrina, 585 nucleotides. RefSeq lists its product as uncharacterized. The coding region runs from base 1 to 585 and encodes 194 amino acids. The record is from RefSeq and is a predicted model, not a curated record. The transcript has a single exon. Lineage: Eukaryota; Fungi; Kickxellomycota; Kickxellomycetes; Kickxellales; Kickxellaceae.
AUGCAUAUCUCCUUAACUUCCCUUGCCCUUGUCCUCGGCCUGGUUUCGGUCUCCGCGCUCACGACCAACAUUAAAGUUGCUCGCGACGCCACGGUCUCCUACAACUCGAUCAAGGCCAAUGGGCAAUUCGACUCGCUCACACGCAAGGGGCUGCUCCCAACGCUCGUAGCCUCAAAUACGCGCACAGAGCCGCUCACCCACGACCGCAUACUCCUGGGCUUUGACUUUCCCACCAGUAUCAAGCUGACGCCCAAUGUGAGGUGUAAUCUGGUGAUUCCCGCGCCACUGGAGGGCCCAGUUGUUAAUUACAGCUUGACAGCAUCGGCGGCGGAGAGCGGGUGGGAGGAGGAGACGGUUAAUGGCGGAACGAGGAUUGGCGAGGUGAGGGUGCUGAACAGUAUGAAGGUGGUUGGGGACAAGACGGGUUCGCUUGGGGUUGUGGAUAUUACGCGCGCGUGCCAGGCGGCUGCGGCGACUAAGGGCCGCAGGUUCAGCGUUAUCGUCGACUCGAACUCGCCGAGAGUCGUGUUUAACUCGAAGCAGUCUGGCCAGAGCAGCAUCUUCAGUGUCGACAUUAUCCAUUAG